Messenger RNA from Panonychus citri (citrus red mite), 2007 nucleotides. RefSeq names its product CDK5 regulatory subunit-associated protein 3-like. NCBI's taxonomy places the organism in Eukaryota, Metazoa, Arthropoda, Arachnida, Trombidiformes, Tetranychidae. The transcript is spliced from 10 exons. Gene Ontology annotation, cellular component: endomembrane system. Gene Ontology annotation, biological process: regulation of cyclin-dependent protein serine/threonine kinase activity; regulation of mitotic cell cycle. Bases 226 to 1743 code for a protein of 505 amino acids. The record is from RefSeq and is a predicted model, not a curated record.
GAUAGAUAAUUUAUAUUUAAUUAAUUCUUUUACAUUUCUCGCAAUCCAAAUUUCUUUCUUUCUCUUUCUAUUUCUCUUUCUUUUCCUCUUUCUAUUUUUUCAUUUAGACUUUUGUUUACAUUUUUAUUUACUUUGUUUCUCUCAUUUUAAUUGAUUCAUUUUAUUGUUGUUGAUUAAUUUUUUAUUAUUAUUUUCUACUCUGUGAUAAUUUAAAUUGACCCAAACAUGUCUGAAGAAGUUCCAAUUGAUAUUCAUGCUUCCAAAUUACUUGAUUGGCUGAUUACUCGUCGUCAUAUUAAUAAGGAUUAUCAAGUUCACCUGAAUAAAAUUAGAGAAAAGAUUCUGGAAGCCAUUCAAGAUAUGCCAGCUCAUCCCAAGAUCACGCAACUUCUUGCUGGAACACAAUUGAAUUACUUUAACUGUAAACAAAUUGUUGAAAUAUUGAAAGAGACUGAAGCUGAUUCGAAAAACAUUUUCGGCUACUAUUCAUCUAAACGUGUCAAGGAUUGGCAAGAGAUUGUUAGACUUUAUGAAAAAGAUGAUGUCUACCUGGCUGAGGCCGCAUCGAUGCUUCAUAGAAAUGUUAACUUUGAAGUGCCAACAGUUCGUAAACAAUUGAACAAAUUCCAAGCCAACAGUGAAGAGCUAAUGAGAAAAUCGAGUGACUGUAUUAGCCGAGCAAACAGAUUGAAGGCUGAAUAUAAAGCGUUUGCUGAGAAAUUUGGAAUCAAGGGUGAUAAUGUCCAUCAAGAGUUCCAAGAAUUGAUCCAAGAUUUGCCAAAAUACGUUCAAGAACUUGUACAGGAGCUUCCAAAACUUUCAGAUAAUCGAGAUUAUUAUCAAGAAUUCCUCAAGUUUACCCAUAGAAGUGAAAACAUUUCGUGUUUACCUUUGUUGAAAUAUUUAAUUACCAAAGGAAACACAACCGUUUACGAAUAUAAAAAUGGAGUAGCGCCUACAACCAUUGAAGAAUCAAUCAUCGAUUUUGGUAAUACUCAAUUAGAAGGCCAAGAAGAUGACCAGGUAAUUGAUUUUGGUGAUGAUGUUAUUGAAUUUGAACGAGACACUGACAGUUCAAGUCCAUCAAAUGGAAAUGGAGAUUUCGUUCAUGUUGAGAAGGAUGAAUGUAUUGAAGAAGGAGAUAUCAAUUGGGAGAUCGAAGCUGUUGAAAUAUCACCCGGUGAAUCUUUACAAGAUAAAUCAGAAUUAUGUCAUGUUGCCAGAGGAACGGAUGCUCUCACAUUACUAGAAUACUCGGUGACAAGAAAUAAUCUGAUUAACGAACUACACGAGAUUGAAGGAUUUUUCGAUCAACGUAUUUUCGAGAUGAAAAUGGAGGAAAAUGUUCUAUCUGAAAAUCAAUUCCAAGGAGCCCCGAACAUUUUACAAAUGACCACAGCUGAAAAAUUGUCAACCCAAAUGAAACAAGGACAGAAAAUCCUCCAAAUGAUGACCAAUGAAAAGACCAAUUUGAUCUUCAUGAUGAGAGAUGACCGUAAAUACAUUGACAAUGCUGCUGACAAGAUGAAAAUGAAACUCUCGUUAGCGGAUAAAGCUCUUGAUAAAUCUAAAUCGUUACAAGAAAAGGCUAAAGAUGAAUCAUUACAGGGAGAAAAGUUUGCACCAGAAAUUCCCAAGUUAAUUAAGAGGACGAAAGAAUUGCAGAAACAAAUCGAAACUGAAAUUUCCAAGAAAUACAAAGGAAGACCAGUUAAUAUAAUGGGAGGCUAUCAAAUCUUAUGAGAAAUUAAUCUUUUAUUUUCAAAAAUAAUACAUAAUUGUAAUUGUCUAUGAAUUAUUAUUGUUAUAACAAUCAACUAAAACGAGGAAUCUCAUAGUAGCAUUCGCGAAACAAGUAACAGAAUCGGAAUCACUUUUUACGAUUUCCUUUCCUUAUGAAUUGGUGAACUGCAAUAUUCAAAAUGAUUAUAUUAUUAAUUGGGAUUUUGUUAAUUUCUAAACAGAGUUUAUUUGAUUAAAAAACUCAUCAAUUUGUUAUCUUAAUAA